This is a messenger RNA of Fusarium coffeatum, 1689 nucleotides long. RefSeq lists its product as uncharacterized. Gene Ontology annotation, cellular component: Golgi apparatus. The transcript is spliced from 2 exons. The record is from RefSeq and is a predicted model, not a curated record. Lineage: Eukaryota; Fungi; Ascomycota; Sordariomycetes; Hypocreales; Nectriaceae. Gene Ontology annotation, biological process: endoplasmic reticulum to Golgi vesicle-mediated transport; intra-Golgi vesicle-mediated transport; endocytosis. Gene Ontology annotation, molecular function: GTPase activator activity; metal ion binding. The coding region runs from base 1 to 1689 and encodes 562 amino acids.
AUGUCCAGGAGAGCCCCGAACCCCGCCGCCGAGCGGGCGGCGCAAAACCAAGCUACCAUCAAGAGUCUUCUCAAGUUGGAAGCCAAUAAGGUCUGCUCUGAUUGCAAAAGGAACAAGCAUCCUCGAUGGGCCAGCUGGAACCUUGGCGUCUUUAUCUGUAUCCGAUGCUCAGGCAUCCACCGUGGCAUGGGCACUCAUAUUAGCCGUGUCAAGUCUGUCGACCUCGAUUCCUGGACCGACGAACAACUGCAAAGCGUUCUGAACUGGGGCAAUGCCCGCGCCAACAAGUACUGGGAGGCCAAGCUCGCCGCUGGUCACGCCCCCUCCGAAGCCAAGAUCGAAAACUUUAUCCGAACAAAGUACGAACUCAAGCGAUGGGUAAUGGACGGUCCCAUGCCCGACCCUGCGACCCUCGAUGCCGACGGCGAUGAUGAUGUGCCGCUCAGCAUUGUCAAGGAGAAGCAGACCAUAGAGCGCAAGGAAUCCAUCAGGAAGGCAUCUCUGGGCAACUCAUCAGCACCAAAGCCUAUGUCUCCGCCUCAGGGGGAUCUCAUCGGCGGAGAUCCUGUUCCUGUACGAUCAAGCAGCGCUGCUCCUCAUGCGGCCAAGGUCCCUCCCAAGGGCGAGCCUGCUCCCCCAAGAGCGACAAGCGGAAAGGAUUCUCUACUCGGACUCGACUUCUUCGGCGAACCUCAGGCUCCUCCACGACCAGCCAGUACAACCGGCACCGCCCCCAGUGGUCAGUCGCGACCUGAUUUGAAGCAGUCUAUCCUCUCUCUAUACGCAUCCGCACCUCGACCGCAAGCCCAGGCUCAGCCGCAGCAGCCUUCAUCUGCUGGAGGAUUCGGUGGUCUCGCUUCUCCCACUUUCAGCCACCAGUCCCAAGGCUCAAUGGGCGGCGGUUUCAACGAUGCUUUCAGCAACCUCAGCGUUUCCUCGAACGCACCCAAGCCUGCUGCCCCCGAUCCGUUUGCCAGCCUGGGUACUGCUGGCCGUACUACAUCUAGCAGCAGUAAUGCUUUUGGUGGUCUGGGAGGUGGCAGUUUCUUUGACAGCAAGCCCUCGCAGCCUGCUGCUCCCACUCAUCAGCACCAAUCCUCAAACUUCUCCAACUUUGGCGGCUUUUCCUCUCCUGCACCUGCGCCUGCUGCAGCUCCCGCACCAGCCGCACCCAAACCUGCACAGUCAUCUGCUAUGGGGGAUCUCUUUGACCUUUCUGCACCCGUCACUACAUCGGCUCCUCCACCACAGCCCGCAGCUGCUUCUACUAGCUCCGUCUUCAACCUCUCAUCCCCUCAAAGCCCGCCCGCCGCUGCACCCGCCACUACCACUACCAGCUCUAUGGGUGGUUUCUCUGGCGCCGACGUAUGGGGUGGAAGCGAAUGGGGUGCUCCUGCAGCUGCCCCCGCCCCUAUACAGAAGGCCCCUGAACCACCAAAGCCUGCCGCUAACGACUUCGGAUGGGGCAACACAGGAGGCGCUUUCGCCAACACUCCUAUAGUUCCCGGAGCCUCUGGAGGCUUGACAUCUGGUGGUUUCAACCCUAUCUCAUCACCCAAGGUUUCAGCCGACGAGGAAUUCGGAGGAUGGGCCAGCAGCGGCCCUGCUGCCACUGGCAGCACCAGUCAAACAAAGUCCAGUGGUGGGUUCGGUGGAGAUGAUGACUUGUUCUCUAAUGUGUGGCAGUAA